CGUUCAAAUGUUUCUCUAGACAAAACGGCCGUGGGCAAAUCCAAUGAGAAAUGGGAUCAAUGUGGGGUGGACAAGCUAUUUGAUGGCAAGAAGACAGCCGAUUCCACAGGCUAUAACUACUACUGCUCAUGGCCAAACAAAGAACCAUGGCUUCAGAUUGACCUGACACAAGAGGCCUCCAUCAGGAGUGUGACAAUUCAUCCCCGUUUGAAGUACGAAACUCGAAUCACUGAUAUUCAAGUUUACAUUGGAAACAACGCCAUUGAAAAUUUUGCCAAAAACAAGCUUUGUGGUACAACAGACUCUGUCAUGGACAAGGGUGUUAAGACGGUUACAUGCAAGAAUGGCCCAGUCAAGGGUCGCUAUGUUCAAUUCAAGCGGGAGGGUGUCAUGGACAUUACUGAGCUGGAAUUUGAAUUUGGGUGUGAUAAUUGUCACGGUUCAGCAAUAACUAAGCCACAAGGCCUCAGUUGUAAUGAUCCAUUGUGUGUCGGUGUUGAAUGUGACAAAACGGCUGUCGGCAAAUCCAAUGAGAAAUGGGAUCAAUGUGGGGUGGACAAGCUAUUUGAUGGCAAGAAGACAGCCGAUUCCACAGGCUAUAACUACUACUGCUCAUGGCCAAACAAAGAACCAUGGCUUCAGAUUGACCUGACACAAGAGGCCUCCAUCAGGAGUGUGACAAUUCAUCCCCGUUUGAAGUACGAAACUCGAAUCACUGAUAUUCAAGUUUACAUUGGAAACAACGCCAUUGAAAAUUUUGCCAAAAACAAGCUUUGUGGUACAACAGACUCUGUCAUGGACAAGGGUGUUAAGACGGUUACAUGCAAGAAUGGCCCAGUCAAGGGUCGCUAUGUUCAAUUCAAGCGGGAGGGUGUCAUGGACAUUACUGAGCUGGAAUUUGAAUUUGGGUGUGAUAAUUGUCACGGUUCAGCAAUAACUAAGCCACAAGGCCUCAGUUGUAAUGAUCCAUUGUGUGUCGGUGUUGAAUGUGACAAAACGGCUGUCGGCAAAUCCAAUGAGAAAUGGGAUCAAUGUGGGGUGGACAAGCUAUUUGAUGGCAAGAAGACAGCCGAUUCCACAGGCUAUAACUACUACUGCUCAUGGCCAAACAAAGAACCAUGGCUUCAGAUUGACCUGACACAAGAGGCCUCCAUCAGGAGUGUGACAAUUCAUCCCCGUUUGAAGUACGAAACUCGAAUCACUGAUAUUCAAGUUUACAUUGGAAACAACGCCAUUGAAAAUUUUGCCAAAAACAAGCUUUGUGGUACAACAGACUCUGUCAUGGACAAGGGUGUUAAGACGGUUACAUGCAAGAAUGGCCCAGUCAAGGGUCGCUAUGUUCAAUUCAAGCGGGAGGGUGUCAUGGACAUUACUGAGCUGGAAUUUGAAUUUGGGUGUGAUAAUUGUCACGGUUCAGCAAUAACUAAGCCACAAGGCCUCAGUUGUAAUGAUCCAUUGUGUGUCGGUGUUGAAUGUGACAAAACGGCUGUCGGCAAAUCCAAUGAGAAAUGGGAUCAAUGUGGGGUGGACAAGCUAUUUGAUGGCAAGAAGACAGCCGAUUCCACAGGCUAUAACUACUACUGCUCAUGGCCAAACAAAGAACCUUGGCUUCAGAUUGACCUGACACAAGAGGCCUCCAUCAGGAGUGUGACAAUUCAUCCCCGUUUGAAGUACGAAACUCGAAUCACUGAUAUUCAAGUUUACAUUGGAAACAACGAAAUUGAAAAUUUUGCCAAAAACAAGCUUUGUGGUACAACAGACUCUGUCAUGGACAAGGGUGUUAAGACGGUUACAUGCAAGAAUGGCCCAAUCAAGGGUCGCUAUGUUCAAUUCAAGCGGGAGGGUGUCAUGGACAUUACUGAGCUGGAAUUUGGAUUUGGGUGAGAAUGUCAUUGA
This is a messenger RNA of Tigriopus californicus, 1896 nucleotides long. RefSeq lists its product as uncharacterized. NCBI's taxonomy places the organism in Eukaryota, Metazoa, Arthropoda, Copepoda, Harpacticoida, Harpacticidae. The transcript has 10 exons. The coding region runs from base 310 to 1884 and encodes 524 amino acids. The record is from RefSeq and is a predicted model, not a curated record.